AUGGCUCCUCCCUACAACGUCGCAGUCUUGCUGUACCCCAGCGCCGACAUCGUCGACUUUUCCGGGCCUCUGGAAAUCUACUCCUGUCGAGCCGCUGAUUUCAAAACCCAGAUAUUCAAAACCACGACAUUCGCCUGCCAAAACUCUGUUAGAGUGGGAGACAAUGCCAUGACCUUGGUGCCGGACGCUUCGCUCGAAGAGAUCCGGGCCAACCUCAAGAAUUACGAUCUCUUGGUCGUACCCGGCGCUGCCCCGGAUCCGAUCCUCGAGCUGGUCAAGACAGAGGACGGAAAAGCCAUUUUCAGUCUGAUUCAGGAGUUCGCUUCCCUCCCACCUCGACAGGAAGCCGGCCAGAGAGUUAUCCAGUCGGUGUGUACGGGCGCACUCUUGCUCGCCGGGGCUGGAAUCCUGGCUGGACGCACCGUAACGACGCACCACAUGUUUUACGAUCUGUGCAAACAGAUGGCGGAUGAAGCUGCAGGGGAAGAUUCCAAAACCACGGUGAUUGCAAAGAGAUGGGUGGACGCGGGAGUUACGGAUGCUGGUGUGAGGAUUGUCAAUGCGGGUGGAGUCACUUCGGGAAUCGACACGAGCUUGUUCGUGGUUGAGUCUUUGGCUGGCAAGGAGCACGCAGACUGGGUGGCGGAGAUUGUCGAGUUUGAGAAGGGGGGUCAGGAUGAUGCAUGGGGUUCGAAAGAGUAA
Messenger RNA from Westerdykella ornata, 702 nucleotides. RefSeq names its product class I glutamine amidotransferase-like protein. The record is from RefSeq and is a predicted model, not a curated record. The transcript has a single exon. NCBI's taxonomy places the organism in Eukaryota, Fungi, Ascomycota, Dothideomycetes, Pleosporales, Sporormiaceae. Bases 1 to 702 code for a protein of 233 amino acids.